Messenger RNA from Australozyma saopauloensis, 699 nucleotides. RefSeq lists its product as uncharacterized. Bases 1 to 699 code for a protein of 232 amino acids. Gene Ontology annotation, molecular function: protein phosphatase inhibitor activity. The record is from RefSeq and is a predicted model, not a curated record. The transcript has a single exon. NCBI's taxonomy places the organism in Eukaryota, Fungi, Ascomycota, Pichiomycetes, Serinales, Metschnikowiaceae. Gene Ontology annotation, biological process: regulation of signal transduction.
AUGGAACCCAAAGGAAUCUUAAGAAAUAAAGACACCGACGCUGCCCAACCGCAUGCCCACGAAUCUUCGUCCGGAGACUUGGACCGUCAGGAGGUCAUUCGGAAUACUCGCUACAACGCCCAAUUGGUGUCUGAGUCCAGCAAGGGCGACCGUAUAAGGGCGCAGAUUGCCGAGGCUCGGCUGAAAAAUGGCGAUGAGGAGUCUGAGAGCCAGGAUGUUUCUGCUAAUGAGCAUCUCAAAUGGGACGAAAUUAACUUGUACAAGACAGAACAAGAGAAGGCGGCCACGAUGAAAAUCGACGAGCCCAAGACUCCGUACGAGGGAGGCUUUGAUCCCUCGGGAGAAUAUUAUCAGGAUGACGAUGGUGCGGAGACAAUUCCCGACUUCCUGCUAGGUGAGGGUCAGUAUGAGUCUAGCAAAGACGUUUCUCGGUCUCUCAAUGGUGGAGAGGUGAUCAAUGAGAAAGACAAUGAUGAUGAAGAACAAGAAGAAGAUGAGGAAGAGGAAGAGGAAAAGGCACCUUUGCUGGCAGAGGAAAGACACAAGCAUUUCGAGGAAAUGAGGAAGGCCCACUACCAUAACGCUGCCAAUCCACUCAAACACAAGAUUUCUGUUCCAGACGUUGAUGAAGAAGCCACAGAGCUAGCUCAUGGAGAGGAUCACGAAGAGGAGGAUGGCGAGGAGGAGGAUGAAGAUUAA